CCAAGUGUUGGGUUUCAUGUCUCGGAGGCGGAGCGUGUGAAGGCUCCAGACUGCAGGAGCACAGCAGCACACAGCUGAGCCGUGCUCCGCCAGCCUCCAUCAGCCUCCGUCAGCCUCCACACGUCUCGUCUUGUGUCAGUUUGUGCGCGCACCACCUCUCCCAGGCUUUUAUAUCCGCUGCCAGCCGUGCGAAAAAAGAUGCACCUCGUCAUGACGCUCCUUCGGAUUGUUGCUGUGUUUUUCCUGCCAGGAGCAUGGGGUCAGAGCGGCGGCAGCACACUUGGUGUGGCGGUGGAGGCCAAGAACAUCACGCUCCCUGCAGGGUCUAAGGCCGUUCUGCCCUGCCAAAGCCCCCGCAUAGUGUGGACACAGGACAGACUGAAAGACCGUCAGAGGGUGGUGCACUGGGACUUGGUGCGCAGCAGCCCAGAGAACUCUGUGGAGCGAGUCCUGGACAUGUCCGCCGGAGCCCAUCAGAGGCUCUACAAUGGCUUCAACAAGGGACGAAUUUCCAUCCCAGACUCUGCUUUCAAUGAUGGCAACUUCUCUCUCAUCAUCGACAAUGUGGUCUCGACUGACAAAGGGGUUUACACUUGUAAUCUGCACCAUCACUAUUGCAAGAUUCACCAGUCCAUUAAAAUCCAACUCAACGUCACUAAGUCAGUUCGAAAAGAGAAACGUUACUGGGAUGGAGAGAAGACCGUGUUUGUUGUCUUGUUGGGCACGUCAGUGGUAUUACCUUGUGUGAACCGGCGCUCUCUGUGGAGAGAAGGCCUUCAGGAGGACCAGCAGCAGGUUGCUCACUGGGACUUCCAGCCCCCUGGAGUGCGUCCUGAUAGGGCUGACCGUCUGGUGGAACUCUAUGCUUCCGGAGAGCGCCGGGAUUAUGGACCACGCUUUGCACAGAGCAAGAUGAGCGUGGAGGAGGAUGCUUUCACAUUAGGGGACUUCUCACUCUCCAUUGCUGGCUUGAGGCCUGCUGAUAAAGGCCUGUACUCCUGCCACCUGCAUCACCACUACUGUGGUCUGUAUGAGAGACGCACCUUCCGGCUCACUGUGGGACCUCCACUUCCAUCCGCCUCCACUACAGCACCAAGAAUUUUAAAGAAUGAUGUGCCAGAGCCAAGAACUGAAGUGGUGGAGGGUCCACGCGUGGUGAAUGUCAUCCUCCCUGAGCAGCGAGGUUAUUUCGUGCAGCAUUUGGGCUACUUCCUGGCAACGUUCUUACUGCUGGCGUUAAUCGUUGUCGUUGUCAUUGUGCUUACUCGGCGACACAAGAAUAGAGGUCCGGAGUAUGACCUGCGUCGAUCUGAUCGGGUGACUGUGAUCAGUGGGGGUGAAAUGUCAUUAGACUGCACAGAGCUGAGGCCCUGUAACCAAGACCGUCUCAAUUCAGACCACAAAAACAACCUACUGAAAGAGAGAGAUAUGACCAAAGACUGCAAUAGGGACUUUGAUGGGAAGCUGUGGAAGUGAGUGAUAUUUCUGCUUGUGAUGCCGCUGGCAGGUCCAGGGCAAACCCCGGAACUAUAAAGGACCGUAGAGAGAAGGGAACAAAAGAAGAAUCCGAGGAGGGGACGGGAGGAAUGCUCCCUCUGCUGUAACUCUAACACACUAAGCUUUUAUGCUUAAAAAAAGUUUUUACAUGUCACUUUUUAUAUAACUUGCAUUUUCACCAGCUGUUGUAACAAUAUGGUUAAACAUCUAUUUGUUCCUUACUCUUUGCAUUCAUUAGUUGGUUUAUGUUGAAUAAUUUUGUUUUAUCAUCCUUUAAAAGAAAAUGAAAUUACAAAAAUGCAUGUUCAUUUAAGUAUGUUUUAUGUGUACUUUGCAUGCUUACAGAGCUGCAAGCGCUUACAGCUUUUCCAAUCCUAAGAUUUAAUAAUUCUCUUUUUUUGCACCAUACCAUACCAUUUUACCAUACUGUAAUUUGUAAAGGUGUUUCAUCAUGUUUCAAAGGUAAAGUUACUGUAGGUAGAUGGUUUCAGACAGUGUUUGGAAAAAAGUGCCACACAUAGCUAUAUAUAAUAGGACAUUUUGAACGGACUAUGUUGCUUUCUUUGUUUCCUUUCUUUUUUUAUUAUUUUAAUUUCAUUUACAAAACUCUGGGCAGUGGGUUUGAUUUAAUUUAGAAAUUCAGACUGUCAGACUUAAAUUCUUCUCCAAAUAAUAUUUUUCCCCAAAUGGAUAUAUUUGUUCAUUGAUAACUUAUCAAGUGAAAGAUGGUGACAUUGUAGGACCAUGGACUAAAGGCUCAGUCCAAAGCAACUCAGGUUAAAAAAAAAAAUCUUAAUGUAUAAAGUAUCCUGGUUUGCAAAACACUGAAUUUUCCUUGUUAAUCUGCUGGUCAAUGCUACAGGUACAAAUCUGUUCUAAAACAUGCGUCUCUAUGAGGUUUACUGCAGGAAAAAGGGUGCCUACUAUCUCAUUAAUGCUAAAUCACAAACUGUAACCAUUCUUUUAACCCAUUUUGGUCUUUGAGGUACCUUGAUUAUUCAUGAACCUUCUCCAGCUUGUUCGGUGUUGGGCGUUCUUCUCUGCUUCCUACCAGGAUCAAUUUAUUUCAGUAAAAUCUGCAUCCAGAGACCUUUUCCCGAAAGUUGUAAUCAUAACCUCUUUUUUUUCUUUUCUGCUCUUGCUCGCACUCUGUUUGUCUCUUCUAAGAAAAGAUGUGUUCUAUUAAAGAUUCCCAGUAGUGGC
Molecule: messenger RNA, 2700 nt
Organism: Etheostoma cragini (Arkansas darter)
Lineage: Eukaryota; Metazoa; Chordata; Actinopteri; Perciformes; Percidae
Product: matrix remodeling-associated protein 8-like
Exons: 10
Coding region: 199-1476 (425 amino acids)
Biological process (GO): cell adhesion; establishment of glial blood-brain barrier
Cellular component (GO): membrane; cell surface
Source: RefSeq, a predicted model, not a curated record